UGUUUCCGGUCGGACGCGGGUCGGCGCCGGACGUGUUCCCGUUGACAUUGCUGAGGAGGAAGUGGAGCGGAAGAGACAGAAACAGCGUUACCAAACCCGAAGGUUUCAUCACCGGAGGGGGCCGCGAUUCAGUGGCAGCCCGCUUCUUCGCCGUGACACCGGGACACCGGGAGCGAGUCAUGUAUCGGCGGCCGCUGCAGUCAGCCGCCAGGGCCGCUAUCAACGCGACGGCGUCCCGGCCCGCCGGCGGAAAGGUGUUGAGUCAGGAAGCCGGUUUCUCCAGAGCUUCUGCAGCCUGCCGGAUGGCCAGAGCCCCCCCUCCUCGUCUGACAGCAUGUCGGACGCUGCACAUCAGCACACAGUUGUGCAACGUGAAGGAGACCCGUCAGCACACGGAGGAGGAGGUCGGCGCCUUCACCAAGCUCAUCGAGGCCAUGGGCUUCACGGGAACGCUGAAAUACAACAAAUGGAAAAUCAAGAUCGCUGCGUUGCGCAUGUACACCUGCUGUGUCGAGAGGAUCAACUACGACGACUUCUUUGAGAAGUGCUCUCUCCCCGACACACUCAACUCCUGGUUCUUGGUAGCGCAGCUACACGUGUGGAUGUGUUUGGUGCGUAUGCGUCAGGAGGGCAGAGAAGGGAAGUACAUGUGCCGUUACAUCGUCCACUCCAUGUGGGAGGACGUGGAGCAGAGGAGCAAGAUCAUGGGGAUCGAUGCCAGCCACAGGAAGGAGGGAUUGAAGUCGAUGACAGAGACAUUCUACGCCGCCAUCUUUGGAUACGACGAGGGCAUCCUGUCGGAUGACGGCGUGCUGGCUGCCGCUCUGUGGAGGAACCUCUUCAACUGCGAGUGUGACGACCCCCGGCAGCUGGAGCUCAUGGUGGGAUACGUACGCAAGCAGAUGCAGUACAUUGACGCUCUGGAUGGGGAUGACCUGAUCCUGACUGGGGAGGUGAAGUGGCGCCCCCUGGUGGAGGACAACGCUCAGAGCAUCCUUAAGGUGGCCACGCCCACGUACAACGACACCGGCCUGUGAAACGUUGACCUCUGACCCUUGCCGCCACAUUAUGUCUCCUCAUCAUGUCUCCUGUCUUCUCUUCUCUUCUGUCAUGGAAGGAUAGACUUUGAAUAUUUAGGGAUCACACAAACGCACACACACAGCAGAACAACCGCUCCAACAACAGGAUUCCUCCUUUUCCUCCUCCUGUUUUAAAAGCUUCUUUUCUGACCCACAUUAACGCUUCGUUGUAUUUAUAAAGUAUUUUGUAUACCUCAACGUUUACACCCCCCUCCCCCUCCUGUCACCGCUCCUCCUCCACUGUGUGUAGCCUUAAGCGAGUGAAAGUCAGGUGACCUGAAAUAAUGGUUCUCGUAUCCUCCCCCUCUCUCCUCUAUGAAAAGAAAAUUGAGAUAUUUUUGUUCUUGUUUUUAAAAAAGUGAAUAAAUUUAAACUUUCUCUGGA
Pungitius pungitius (ninespine stickleback) is the source of this 1463-nucleotide messenger RNA. It is a transcript of the gene uqcc1, whose product is annotated as ubiquinol-cytochrome-c reductase complex assembly factor 1. Lineage: Eukaryota; Metazoa; Chordata; Actinopteri; Perciformes; Gasterosteidae. The record is from RefSeq and is a predicted model, not a curated record. Gene Ontology annotation, biological process: mitochondrial respiratory chain complex III assembly. Gene Ontology annotation, cellular component: mitochondrion. The transcript has 9 exons. Bases 180 to 1037 code for a protein of 285 amino acids.